Messenger RNA from Solanum pennellii, 3387 nucleotides. RefSeq names its product NAC domain-containing protein 17-like. Gene Ontology annotation, biological process: regulation of DNA-templated transcription. The record is from RefSeq and is a predicted model, not a curated record. The transcript is spliced from 3 exons. NCBI's taxonomy places the organism in Eukaryota, Viridiplantae, Streptophyta, Magnoliopsida, Solanales, Solanaceae. Gene Ontology annotation, molecular function: DNA binding. The coding region runs from base 247 to 2019 and encodes 590 amino acids.
AUCCCCUAAUCCAAAAAGGUCACUGAGCUUCAGUCUCACCAAACACGUACCUCCCCUUAAAUUCCAAGAACUUUCCCCUUUACUCCAAUCAUCCUGGCGGCUACUAUAUUUUUUCUCCUUUUUUGACUAAAUUAUUUGUCCCAAUUCGAUUCCUAAUCCAUUUUUUUCUCUCAAGAUCAUAUUUUUUUUGUACCCUUUUGCUUAUUGAAUCAUUUUGUGGUUGAAAUUUUUUUGAUUAGUGAAGCGAUGAAGAUGUUUGAGUUAUCUGAUUCGGAUUCGUUUGCUGUUUUUGCAUCAUCAAAGAAUGUUUUUCCACCGGGAUUUAGGUUUCAUCCGACUGAUGAGGAACUUGUUCUGUACUAUUUGAAGAAGAAGAUCUGCCGGAAGAGGAUUCUGCUUGAUGCCAUUGCUGAGACUGAUGUUUACAAAUGGGAACCGGAGGACUUGCCUGAUCUAUCUAAGUUGAAAACUGGGGACCGCCAGUGGUUCUUCUUUAGCCCCAGAGAUCGAAAGUAUCCUAAUGGAGCACGGGCAAACAGGGGAACGAAGCGUGGGCACUGGAAAGUUACAGGAAAGGAUCGAAUCAUUAUGUGCAACUCUCGUGCUGUUGGACUUAAGAAGACCCUAGUCUUUUAUAAAGGCCGAGCACCGGUAGGUGAACGGACAGACUGGGUGAUGCAUGAGUAUACUAUGGAUGAAGAAGAGCUGAAAAAAUGUCAAAACGCCCAGGACUACUAUGCGCUUUACAAGGUAUUUAAGAAGAGUGGCUCCGGGCCUAAGAAUGGUGAGCAGUAUGGUGCACCUUUUAGAGAAGAGGAGUGGGCUGAUGAUGAAUGUCCUAGUGCCAAAGGCUUUGUCCAUCAGGAUAAUUCCACUAACCAUGUUAUUGAAGCUCCUUCUGUGGAUGGUAGACUUGAGGAGUUGUUGAACCCCGUGCUUAUGGAGCCACUUUCUGUAGAUUAUGAUUAUGCAGUGGAGCAGCUUGUACAGGAGGAAGAUACUCGAAGUACCUUGCUAUAUCAUUCCGCAAAGGAAGUCAAUUUUCCCCACCGCAGUGCGGUGAUUGCCCCAGCAAAGGAAAGCUUUGACUUGACACAGUCAGGCACAUCACAGCGACAGUUGCAUGAGGCACUAGAAGUCACAUCUGCUCCUGUUAUUUAUGAACAGCAGCCACAUGUGGUGGAAGAGGAUUUUCUGGAGAUGGAUGACCUUCUUGGCCCGGAGCCAAGCACUCAGAACUUUGAUAACUUGGGGCCGUGUGUUCAAAACUUUGAUGAGGCAGGCCCAAGUGGUCAAAACUUUGAUAUGCCUGCUGGAAACUUCGAAGAUUUGCCAUUCGAUUAUUUUGAUGGGUUGGCAGAGUUUGACCUGUACCAUGAUGCACCCUUGCUUGAUGAUGUAAGAACAACUGAAGUUGGGCAAAAUACUGAACCAUACAUGAACAACUUAGUGAAUGGUUCUGUUAACCCUGCUUCUACAACGUAUAUAAACACUUUCCAGCAUGAAAUGAUGAACAACCAGCCAAUGUAUUUGAAUAAUUCCGAACAGAUUAGCAAUCAACUGUGGGUACACGAUCAAAGGUUCAAUAUCUCUUACCCCAGCGAGGCAAAUCAGUUGGUUGCUCCUCCAGCUACUUCAGGUGUUGUAUAUGAUAGUAUUUUGGCAAAUCAUCCUAUGGACGCAAAUCAAAAUCAACUACCCAAUCAAGAUGAAGGUACACCAUCAUGGUUAGCCUCUCAGUUGUGGGCCUUCGUGGAUUCUAUACCUACUGCUCCUGCUAUAGCUGCUGAAAGUCCUGUGGUUAAUAGUGCCUUUAAGCGCAUGUCUAGCUUUAGUAAGAUGAGAAUAAACGCCAGGAACAUGAAUGUUGUGGCAGCAGGUAAUACAGCAACUUCAAGAAGUUCGCGCUACUCUAAGAAUGGGCUUUUUUAUUUUUCUUUUGUUGGAAUACUGUGUGCAAUCUUAUGUGUGUUACUAGGAACAUUUGUCGACAUCUUGAGGAGACCCAUAUCCUCUUAAAUAUGCAAAAAAAGUUGAUGUUCUAUCAUUUGGCAUCUUGCCAGAAUCAAUGAGAAGCAGAGCAUACAUUCUAUGAGUAAAACAAAAUCUACUUAUAGUUAUGAUGACUGAACUCCCCCUUCCCCUUGGUGGUCGUUUGGUUGCUGGUUAGAGUUAUGCAUGUAUUAGUUAUGCGUAAAAGAAAAACAUACAAAAUCUACUUAUAAGUAUGAUGUCUGAACUCCCCCUUCCCCUUGGUGGUCGUUUGGUUGCUGGUUAGAGUUAUGCAUGUAUUAGUUAUGCGUAAAAGAAAAACAUGAACCCAGCAUUGUAUUAGCAAUGCUAUGUUUUAUGUGAAAAUAGAAAAAAACAACCAAACUUUGUAUACUUUAUGCUAGAUUCUACAUGAGUAUUAUAUUUCCUCAUUUUGUAACCAACCAACUUACAAAGUUAUGCUAGUUUUUAGUACAUGAAUAACUCCUCUUUAUCUAGCAACCAAACAACCUCUUGUACCACCCUAAAGUAGUAACAAAAAGGAAAAAACAACAUAGGAAAUAUCCCAACAAGGAACUAUGUCAUUGGCAAUUUUGACUGAAAGUUUUGAGAUCAUUUCAUAAUCAGUUUUUCUUUGCUUUUAGAGUUAUGAUUUUCAGGUAUGCAUAAUUGGCUUUAAUUUAGGUAAGUUUUCAAGUUGAUUUCUGAUUUGGAAGGUUCAAUGUGGCUUGAAAUUUGAUGUUGUGUCUAGUUUUCUUGUUUAUAGGUUGGACAGGUUAACCUAUUUGAUCAGGUAAGUUCAGUUUGGUACUUUGUUUUCGUUACUCGAGAGGAAAUCGAUUUCUAACUUGUCUUUUGAUUAUGCAGCAUGAUUUAUCAUCAGCUGUAUAAUCAAGUUACUACCUGCUAUUCUUACUUUGUAAAAUUGCUUGGUAUGAAUUGUUUGUCCUUCAGCUCAUAAGUUUUUACAAAUUAUGUUCAAUUUGAGCAUGGUCUUUGUCAUACCCUAAACUGGACCAAGUGACUAUUCUUAACCUAGCUGAAGUAUCUUGAUCUUCCGAGUUUCGGAGUUACAGACAAGGUUCGGGGAAGUGGUAAGUACACUGUCAUUCUUAACCAGAGUUUCAGGUUUGAGCCCGUGGUAUGAUGUUAGGGAAUACUUGUGGGACUGGUAGCAAACAUCAGGUGCGAAAUAAAAAAAUAAGUAGAUUUAGUGAUUCUAACAAAUACACAAGGAAGGACAUGAAAUUUCCCUUGUAUUAUUACUGUAUUUUCGACUACACACUUAUGAGACUCUCGAGGCUGCUACUUGUUGUUCACUUGUUCCGCUCUCUCUCUCUACUUGUAGUUCUCUGAUAUGAUUGUGAAUAUAAAUCAAUUAGAUCUUCUGUUUGA